GGUGCGAGUUGUUUGAACCGUUGGAAUAGUCGUGAAGUGAGUGUGGAAACCGGAACAGGAAACAGAUUUUGAUUAAGCAAAAAGCCACCGCACCCAGGUUGCAGGCGAAAGAAAAGCUCAUCUGUUCACGGACUCUGAGGAGACGACCAAUAAAUCCUGACACCUUGCCGAGAUGGACUUUGACGAGUAUCGCAAAAGAGGCAAAGAGAUGGUCGACUACAUCGCGGACUAUCUGGAGAACAUCCGCGAGCGGCGCGUCCUGCCCGAUGUCAAGCCCGGCUACAUGCGCACGUUGCUGCCCGAAUCGGCCCCCCUCGAGGGUGAACCCUGGCAGACGAUCAUCGACGACGUCGAGCGGGUCAUCAUGCCGGGCGUAACGCACUGGCAGAGUCCGCACAUGCAUGCCUACUUUCCGGCGCUCAACUCGUUUCCAUCGAUGCUGGGGGACAUGCUGGCCGAUGCCAUCAACUGUCUUGGAUUCACGUGGGCCUCCUCCCCGGCCUGCACCGAGCUCGAGUCGAUCGUGAUGAACUGGCUGGGCAAGAUGAUCGGCCUGCCGGACGACUUCCUGCACAUCCCGGGCGUCAGCAAGGGCGGCGGGGUGAUCCAAACGACGGCCAGCGAAGCGACGCUGGUGUGUCUGCUGGCGGGUCGAACGCAGGGCAUCCGCCACUUUCACGAGCACAGCCCCGGCCAACAGGACGCGGAAAUCAACGCCCGGCUGGUGGCGUACUGCUCCGACCAGGCCCACUCCAGCGUCGAAAAGGCCGCCCUAAUCGGAUUGGUCCGGAUGCGGUACAUCGAGGCGGACGACGGUCUCUGCCUGCGGGGACGCGCCCUGGAGGAGGCCAUCGAGGAGGACAUCAAGCGGGGGCUGAUUCCGUUCUGGGUCUGUGCCACUCUCGGUACCACAGGUGCGUGCGCCUUCGACAACCUCGUUGAAGUGGGGGACGUUUGCAAAAAAUACAAGCUGUGGCUGCACGUGGACGCCGCCUACGCCGGGAGUGCGUUCAUCUGUCCGGAGUUCCGGGUGUGGCUGAACGGGAUCGCCCAGGCAGACUCGAUCGCGUUCAACCCGUCCAAGUGGCUGAUGGUCCACUUUGAUUGUACCGCUAUGUGGGUCAAAAACAGUGGAGCACUUCACAGAACGUUCAACGUCGAGCCACUCUAUCUUCAGCAUGAGAAUUCUGGGUUGGCUAUCGAUUACAUGCACUGGCAGAUUCCGCUGAGUAAACGAUUCCGCGCUCUUAAGCUCUGGUUCGUGCUGCGAAGCUUCGGCAUCAAGGGACUCCAGAAGCACAUCCGCGAGGGCGUCCGACUGGCACAAAAGUUUGAAGCUCUCGUACUGGCGGACCACCGGUUCGAAAUCCCCGCAGCACGUCAUCUGGGAAUGGUCGUGUUCCGACUCCGCGGUGAGAAUGACCUGACGGAGAAGCUGCUCAAGAGAUUGAACCACCGCGGGAACAUGCACGCCGUUCCGGCUUCUCUGAAGGGCAAGUACGUGAUCCGAUUUACCGUGACUUCGACCUACACGAACAACGAGGACAUCCUGAAGGACUGGAACGAGAUCCGGCUGGUGACCAGCGAGCUUCUGCAGGAGUUGGACGUCAAGAUCGCCGACAGGUCGCGCGUCCCACUGAAAGAUACGCGCGAGAAGAACGAAGCGUUCGGAUCGAGCCUGCUGCUGGCCAACUCGCCCAUGUCACCGAAGAUCGUGAACGGCUCAUUCGCGGCCAUCUUCGACGCGGACGAGUUCCUGGCCAAGGUGUACGCCGGCAUCAGGAUCUCGAACCAGGACUCGCCGGCGAUGCGACGCCGCGUCCGCGGGAUCCUCAUGUCCGGCAAGCAGUUCUCGCUCGACUCCCGGAUGGACCUCGUCGUGCAGGGCAUCAGCCCGGGCGAGGUCAAGAACGGGAUCGAGUCCAAAGCCAUCACCGAAGACUGCGAAGAGGUUUGGGAAGCUUGUGAGCAGAUGGAAAUUGUCGACCAAGAUGCCCUCCUGGAGUCCCUGGACGGCCAGUUCCUGCUACCGAUCCCCCUGCUGUCACCCUGUCCGCCAUCGCUGACGCCGACACCCCCGUCCAGCCCGCGUCACCACCACCAGCAACGUCAGCUUCGCUCGCACUCGGUCGACGCGGGCAUCGUUCAUGCCCAGAGUAAGCUGCUGGGCCGGGCCGCCGCCGUCACCUUCAACUCCACCUCGUCCAACUCGAGCCUGCUAAAUCUGCUGCUCAAACCGUGCAGCAAGUCUGAACCUUACUUUUCGUCCGAAUCUCUCGUUUCCACUCCACCGAUUUCGCCCAAUUCCACCGCAAAAGUGUCGUACGAUUCGAAUUUGGACUCGAUCGACGAGAACCUCCCCGUGGCCAGGUUCAGUCAGAGUCCCAAGCGGCGUUGUUCGGACAAUUCGCACCUGUUUUCGAUGGCGCGGCCGAACGUGUUUCCGGAGAAGCGGCAAUCCGAGCCGACCAUUCGGUACGCGUUCUACAACAAGAGCUUCGACAUUCUAUGUCCGCGGCAGCAACCGGCCAAGGUCCUGUCCCAGAACGACCUUUCCAAGCGACCUUUCCGGAGGCAAAUCUCCACGAUUGACGAAAUAUUCGUGGACGACGAACACAGCGCUGAGCUUCAACAACGCAAGCUGAAACUGAUGGCGCCAAAGUUUAAGUGUUGCGUGUCGGACGAAGACGGACGGUGCAUCAACUAUGAUCCAAUUUAUCACAAUCACGAGGUGGACUUGAGUGAGGACGAACUAUUGAGGCAGGUUCUUUGCUUUGAGGAAAAUUUCGUCGAAAGGUGUGAGCAGAUUUGUCCCCAACAGCAAGAGCAGGAUGAGAAUGAAAACGAGGAAGAGUGUAUGGACGAUGGUGGCAGUGUUGCCAGCAAUGUGGAAUCGCCGCGGAUUGUGAACAACUCGGGGAAAGGAGUUUGUGACGACGAGAUUAUCUACGAGAAUGCGAGGGUUUGUCGGAAGUGUGGUCACUACACGGUGACGUUAUAAUAUUCGGUGAAUAAUAGCUUCUACUUGUAUCAUUAUUACAAUUAUAACUGUUGGCAGAGAUGCAAAGAGGUUAGGGUAAAAUCACAUAUAUUAUCGUGUAAUUUAGUUGGUAAGUUGGUGUGCGUAUUGAUGUUAUUCGAAAUGCUACUUGAAAGGUUGUUAGUAGAAUGUAUCUCUGUUUUAGGCGAUCGGUAAAAGUUGUGGACGAUGGUCACUAGUUAAACUACAUUGUUUAUCUUAUUAUCUCUAAGAUUUUCAAGUUUCUAUCACCACAUCUUAGCAUCUUAAGUUGUUGAAAAAUAUUACAUUUUUUAACACUAAACACUAAAGCUAAUAUUUUGUUUGUGUAAUUUGAUGAUUUAAAUUACUUUCACAUACCCAUAGUUAAAAGAACAGAACAAUGUUUACAAAAGAGCAGUUCUCUACGAAAUCGGUAUUUUUUCUUUAAUUUUAAUUUUUGUAUUUUUUAAUCCGUCUAAAACUUUGUUGGUGCCUUUGG
Messenger RNA from Culex quinquefasciatus (southern house mosquito), 3500 nucleotides. RefSeq names its product histidine decarboxylase (gene Hdc). NCBI's taxonomy places the organism in Eukaryota, Metazoa, Arthropoda, Insecta, Diptera, Culicidae. Gene Ontology annotation, molecular function: histidine decarboxylase activity; pyridoxal phosphate binding. The coding region runs from base 173 to 3001 and encodes 942 amino acids. The transcript has 11 exons. Gene Ontology annotation, biological process: L-histidine catabolic process; histamine biosynthetic process. The record is from RefSeq and is a predicted model, not a curated record.